This is a messenger RNA of Darwinula stevensoni, 653 nucleotides long. The record is from the annotation of a GenBank genome assembly. Lineage: Eukaryota; Metazoa; Arthropoda; Ostracoda; Podocopida; Darwinulidae.
CAUACGUUCAACACUUUUCUGCGAAUCACGUGUGCAGUGGUGUUCGCUAAUCUUCUCGUUUUGAGGAUCAAGGAAGAAGCAGCGAAGUGGGGAGACUGAUGGCAUCAUUUCCGCCACACGAGAAACCUUUCGCACCGAUCCCUGUCCCACAGGACUUCUAUCCCGUCCCGCCCAAUCGGGGUUUCCGUCCCGACUAUCACCAAGUGAUAGCGACGAGUUACCUGGCACACACCCUGUUCCAUCCGGGACCGAGGAGGCCCCGCAGCGAGAAGCGGCCGAUUCCGGAAGAGCUUAAGGAUGAGAGGUACUUCGAGAGACGACAGAGGAACAACCUCGCAGCCAAGAAAUCCCGAGAUGCCAGGAAACGUCGAGAAGACCAGAUGGCGAUGAAAGCUCAGAUACUGGAGAAGGAGAACGCGAUCUUACGGGCACAGGUCGUGACCCUGCGGGAGGAGGCCUAUUCCCUCAAACAGCUCCUUCUUCACAAACGAACGCAGCAGCUACAGCAACGACAUCUUUACGUUCUUCACCCUCAUUCUUGAGAAGAGUUUUUCAAGUGAUAUAGCGGGCAACGAUGGAAGGAAUCGGGGUUAAAGUAAAUUCAUCAACGCUCUAAUACAUUAUCUGCAUGAAUAAAAGCCUACAACUCAUGA